Diaporthe amygdali is the source of this 1242-nucleotide messenger RNA. RefSeq lists its product as uncharacterized. The record is from RefSeq and is a predicted model, not a curated record. The transcript is spliced from 2 exons. Lineage: Eukaryota; Fungi; Ascomycota; Sordariomycetes; Diaporthales; Diaporthaceae. The coding region runs from base 1 to 1242 and encodes 413 amino acids.
AUGCCGGCACAAGACCAAGCCGAUCACACACGCACUACUGCGGAGGACCCCGAUCCGAUUGGGUUCACGCGGCCGUUCUUAUGGAGCCUAGCCACCGCUCUUCUCCCGCUCUCGGCCUCUGCCCAAGGCGCCGCAGGGCCCAUAUCCUCUUGCCUCAACCAAAAUGACCCGAGCCUCCCACUCCCAGCACGCACAAUCUUCCAGUUCGGACCAGGAAACGAUGCGACAUUCUUCGAGAAUAUCGCCUCCCGCGCUAACGGGGACAUCCUCGUCACCAUGGCCGUCCCGCAAGCCAACAUCUUCGCCAUCCAGAACCCGAUGACCUCGUGCCCGACAAUGACGCCGGUCUUCCAGAUCCCCGGCAGCAACGGCACCCACGGCAUCACAGAGAUCGCAAACAGGCCGGACGUCUUCGCUGUGAUAGCCGGCAACAUCAGCCUGAGCGGCAACCCGGCCAACGGCGUGCUGGGGAGCAACUCGGUGUGGGAGCUCGACCUGCGUUCGAGCGGCUCCGCGCCGGCGACCGGGCCCGUCGGCGGCAUCAACCCGGACCCGAGCUGCCCCGCGGCGCUGCCGCUGGACGUCACGGCGCGCAAGAUCGCCGACUUCACCAUGGCGCCGCGGCUCAACGGCGCGGCGUCGGUGCCGGGCACGUCGGCGGUCCUCGUCGGCGACAGCCAGCUGGGCGUGGCGUUCCGGCUCGACACGGCCACGGGCGCCAUCACCACGGCGCUCGACUUCCCCGAGAUGAAGCCCGUCCCCGGCGCGGGCAGCGCCGACGACGCGCUGGGGCUCAACGGCAUGAAGAUCCGCGCCGGGUUCCUGUACUUCACGACCGCGGCGUCGCGGACUGUCUACCGCGUUGCCAUCCUGCCGGACGGCAGCGGGCCCGCGCCCGGCGCCGCCGUGGAGACGAUCGCCGCUGUUCCUAGCGCGAGCUGGAUGGAUGACAUCGACGUCCGCGAUGACGGCAGCCUGUGGGUCACGACUAACACUGGGAACACGCUGCUGGCGCUGCAGCCUGGCGCUGCGAACGGGACGGCGGCUGGGGCUGGGCGUGCGCAGUUCAGUGCGCCGGUGGUGGCGCUUGGGGCGGUGAAUGCGACGACGGUGGCGGGUGCCGCGUCUGUGGUCUUUGGGCGCGGUAGUGUGAGCAGUAAAACGGGGUUUGUUGUGACUGGGUCGGGGGAUGAGCCGGCAAAAGUGGUGGCUGUCGAUACUGCGGCGUGUAGGACCCAGUAG